UCGCAACUUGUGAUCAUUUCUUGAUAGACAUCGUGUCGUAAGGGUUCUGUUAUCAUCAUGGCUGCUCCUAAGUUUUUAGUAGUAUGCCUUUUAUGUCUUUUAGGUCUUGUGAACGGCAUGGGAAGUAACACAAAUGAAGCAGAGGCCAUCAAAUUCCUUAAUGAAUUCAACGAACAAGCAAUGAUUGAAUAUUAUAUUACAACAGAAUUAUCUUGGACCUACAACACAAAUAUAACAGAAUAUAAUCAACAGGCUAUGAUUGAAAGGAACUUGGUACAAGCUGUGUUCAAUAAAGAAGCGAGGACGAACGCUAGCAUGUUCGAUAGUACCAACUUCAACAACGACACUAUACGUCAACUUGAGAAUCUGUUGUACAUUGGGGAUUCAGCCCUGCCUGAUGAACAGCUUGCAGAGUUAAAUAAGGUGACAGCGUCGAUGGAGACAAGGUACGCAACAGGGAAAGUGUGUGACGAAGAAGGAAACAAUUGUGAAUCACUUGAACCAGACUUGACACGGACUAUGGCAACCUCGAGAGACUACUUAGAGUUGUUCAAGGCCUGGAACGGUUGGAGAGCUGCAGUCGGUGCACCGGCCCGCAAAGACUACAUCAGUUAUAUUGCACUAAAGAAUGAAGCCGCAGAAGCCAAUGAUCAACCAGAUUGUGGUGCUUGGUGGCGUUCGUGGUAUGAAGUGGACGAUCUUGAAGGGGAUGUUACUAAAUUGUUCGACCAAUUGAAACCACUCUAUGAGAACUUACAUGCUUAUGUAAGAAGGAAGUUAUACGAGGUAUAUGGCGAAGGCUAUAUCAACCUGAAAGGACCAAUUCCAGCUCACUUACUAGGAAACAUGUGGGCGCAAUCCUGGAUAAAUUUGCAAGAUCUUACGGAGCCGUAUCCAGGUAAACCCUCUGUUGAUAUCACACCGGUACUUGUCGAAAAGGGAUAUACAGCAAAGCGAAUGUUUAACGUAUCGGACGAAUUCUUCACCUCAUUGGGAUUAAUUCCAAUGCCAGAGCCGUUCUGGGAAAAAUCCAUGAUCGAAAAGCCUACAGAUGGCAGAGAGGUGGUUUGCCAUGCCUCAGCUUGGGAUUUCUCGAACCAAAUCGACUUCAGAAUUAAACAGUGUACGGAUAUUACUAUGGAUGAUUUCAUCACCAUCCAUCAUGAGAUGGGACACAUUGAGUACGAUCUCCAAUACAAGGAACAACCGGUGGUGUAUCGUAAUGGUGCGAACCCUGGCUUCCACGAGGCUGUCGGUGAUGUAUUAGCAUUGUCCGUGUCUACGCCUAAGCAUCUAAAGUCUGUUGGUCUUUUAGACGAAGUUGAGGAUGACGAGGAGGCGGAUUUGAAUUUCCUAAUGAGUAUGGCUUUGGACAAAAUCGCAUUCCUUCCUUUUGGAUACUUGAUGGAUAAGUACAGAUGGGGAUUGUUCGAUGGUUCUACAUCAACGGAUGAAAUGAACAAAAGUUGGUGGGAUCUCAGAAAGAAAUUUCAGGGUAUUGUGCCACCAGUGGAGCGUACAGAAGCUGAUUUCGACCCAGCUGCAAAAUAUCACAUCCCGGCAGAUGUACCUUACAUCAGAUACUUCGUGAGCUUCGUUAUCCAGUUUCAAUUUCACGAAGCUCUGUGCGCAGCAGCGGGACAGACGGGACCCCUCUAUAAGUGCGAUAUUUAUCAGUCAAAGGAAGCAGGAACUCUCUUGUCAAACAUGCUGCAACUGGGGUCCAGUAAGCCGUGGCCAGAUGCAAUGGAACAGAUAACAGGUCAACGUGCGAUGGAUGCGUCCUCCCUUCUCAAGUACUUCGAACCGUUGACCAAAUGGCUAGAAGAUGAAAAUAUGAAAAAUAAAGAGACACUCGGCUGGCCCGAGGAUACAUGGAUGCCAGAACAUCCUACCAGCGGUACCACUAUGGUCUACUUUAGCAAGUUCAUCGUACUAGUGACGUCAUUGGUGACGUUUCUUUUCGUUAGGAAGCUGGAAUAAGUACGAGUGUGCAACUGCAGUAUUCAACAGUCGAUGAAAUGCCAUUAAUGACUUGACUGUUACAAUAUUGAUUGCCAACGUUUUUGUAGUAUUCUUUGAUUAGAAGAAAAGCUGAUACAAUGUUUUUACAAAAUAAUAUAUUAAAGAUAUACUGGUGCACAAAAAUCAAUAAUCCCUCGGAAAAAAAAAAUUGAUUUGAUCUUUUUAAAUACAACCACGUAAGAGCGUUUAAUAAUUUUCAAUUUAAGCUUGGUUUUACUAUCGCUAAACGCUAUCGCUGACAGCUUUCGGUGACAGGGGUGGCGUCAACGCGGGGGGGGUGCAGGCCCCCCCGCCGGGGAGAGAUGCCCCCCCCCCCGGGGAGAAAAGGCACAAUUCGUCGGGGAGAAAAAAAAAUUAUAUGUAUUUUCCAGCCUUUGAAACCCCUAAAUUGUCAAAAUUCUCAGGGGCUUCGCACCCAGGACCACUUUCGAAACCUUUUAAUCGAAGCUCGACCAUGCCCAAUUUGCUUUCGUCAUGGAAAUCUGAUCCCUCGUCGGGGCAUCGGCCCCCUUGUCGGACGUCGCCCCCCCCCCAGUUCGGUGAUGUUGAUUGUUCUGUCGGUCGGGGCCCUGCGAUUGCUACGCAGAACAUUGAUUGCACUGAAAACACUGUAGCGAUAGUGUGGGGAUUGUGUGGAAACCAGGUUUCAGGUGGUUCAGAUGGCAGUAUUUGAACGAAAAAAUCAAUCGCAUUGAAUGAACAGCGCCAACUACCAUUCUAUUUUUAGAAAUAUUAUGACGGUAACACGAAAGGCUAAUCAAAUACAGUAAAUAAUUUUACAAAUUGCAUAGGCUUACUAUAUAAACAGAGGGAUAGCAAUAAUAAAUAAAUAAAAUAAUAUGUUUAUACCUCUCUGAUCUAAAUAGAUCAUACGAGUCAUAUGAAAUUGAGAGAAAACGAUCUCUGAGCUGUUGGAAAUGGAAAAGGGUUGUCUGCCUGAACGGUGCUCAUUUUGACUGACGGGCCACCGCCGGCCGAAUAUUUUUUUGCGCUGUUUGUGAGCACUAAUUGCACGACGCAACACCGUCGUAGGAUAGGAUAAACCACUCGUGGCACAGUGCCAAAAUGUCGAGUGACACAGCGCAAAAGGCAAGUGGUGCAGAGAGAAAGACAAGUAGUACGACAAACGUUUGUGUCACUUAUACUUGCGUUUGUGCUGCAACUUGACUUUUACACUACGAAACUUAACUGUUUUGCUCCGUGUGCCACAUAUGGUUUGUUAUUUUGGCGUUCCGUGUGGAUAGUAAUUGAACACAAUGGCGUCGGGGUUUAAUAUAGAAUGGCGUCGGCUGCCGACGCCGACUCCGGUGUGCGUCAGCCUUAAAGGGCACAGAGAAGCGGACGACAGAGACAUAGGCCUAUGACCAAGGCAAUCCUUCAUUAUAUGUUAAGAAGUUAAAAAAUGUUUUAAGAAAAAUGUUAUGAGAACAACAAUUUUCUCACUAUUAGUGUUAUUUAAUUUCUAUAAUAAGUUAUGAUUUAAUGUUGAUUAUACUGUUGGUCUCGAUAUAACAUUGUGGGAAACGAUGGAUUUAUUACACAAAAACAUAAUUAUUAUGAUUAAUAGUCGAAUAAUAUUUAACCAUAGUAGGCUUAUUUACUUGAGAAGAUAUAAUAUUACAAAGCAUUUAGGCGUACUGUAUAUCCAUCGAGAAUUACUGUAUUAAUGUGUGUUACUGUACUCGCAAAAGUUUAAUUUUAUACGAACAAUUUUUGCUUAUUGUUUUAUAUAUAUAUAUAUAUUUACAGUAUAGAGUCAGCAUGCAGAUGAUAGCUGUCUGUGUUGAGAAAUUCUGAUAUUCGGCUAUUGAUAUUAGCCUUCGAUUACAGUUUCUGUUCAGUUAGCAGGCCUACAAGCCUCCAUGUUUUAUCAUCGUUAUAUAAAUCUGGGCCGCGAAACAUUUUUGGAGUCUGAGAAAUAAAAAUAAUAAUAAUAGUAUAAA
This is a messenger RNA of Anneissia japonica, 3968 nucleotides long. Its product is annotated as angiotensin-converting enzyme-like. Gene Ontology annotation, molecular function: metallopeptidase activity; peptidyl-dipeptidase activity. The coding region runs from base 58 to 1983 and encodes 641 amino acids. Lineage: Eukaryota; Metazoa; Echinodermata; Crinoidea; Comatulida; Comatulidae. Gene Ontology annotation, biological process: proteolysis. The transcript has 13 exons. The record is from RefSeq and is a predicted model, not a curated record. Gene Ontology annotation, cellular component: plasma membrane.